CAACUGCUCAACUGCGGCUGUCUGCUCCCGGCCCCGGAUUUGCGCUAAAGUCGAGAUUUGGCAUGUGACGGCAACGACAUCAUCUACUCCUCCUGCUGCUGCUGCUGCUGCUAUGCUACUAAGCUAUGGCUUACGGAAGAGGCUUGCUCCUAUCAUCGCUAUCCUCAUUGACCUCUCCCGGCUUGACUCAUUAACAAGCUGAUGUGCUUUGUUUGCUCCGCUGUCAAAUAUAUGCUGUCAAGGAUUAGCCGUCAUAGUCACUAUACGAUGUGCAGGCUAGGCGGCGCAUGAAUCUCCAAGAAGGCAUUUCAAGCCUCGUAUAAUGCUUAUCGCAAUCAGUGGUUGUCUCCUGGCAGAUAUCAGCGAGGUUGGUCGUCUCCUGGACGGCCUUGACCUGCUUCAAAUUCGCCGGCUCGCCAUUCUGCUGCAGUACCGACAUCAAUCAUGCAGCCCAGAGUCGCACAACCCAUCAUCCGUGGUCUGCUUCUAGUCAUCGCACUUCCGUACUUCCAGGUCCAUGCUCAACUACCUAGUUCAAGAACAAUCAGCAAUUGCCAGAUCGGACCAGGUCAAGCGACCACGCAAAGCACACCAAUCACGCGACUAUCCUUCAAGAUGGCCGUUGCGCCAGCACCUACUACUAUGACCAGCCCAGCCCAAGAUAAAAGCAAGGACGUAGACCCGGGCUUGGCCAUGGUGUUUUCAAUGGCCCUUGGUGAAGGCACUAACAAACUGGUUGUUGAGGUGACCAAAUUCAAUCAUACUCGAUGCGGCCGUAGCCCGACAGAUUGGUGUAUCGCACUUGCGCAUAUCAACCCACCAAAUCAUCCUCACUUCUCCCCCGGCGUACCUUGGAAUGGCCACCUGGAUACGCUUACCUUUGAGGCCCUCGCAACAGGAGACGAUGCGACUAAGCCCUCAUGGCAUUUCAGACUCACAAACAGCUGGCCGCCGUUUCUUGCUACGCUUACAUUCAUUGAUGUGCCUCAAGGUCCACCCAUGACAAAGUAUGUUCUGCUCAGGCCUCACUCAAACUGACACGCAGGGUUUUCAACCAAGUGGUAUUCUAUGAUGACUUUGCUGGGACUUCCCCACAGCACACAUUUCACGACAUUGACAUUGAUCUAUUGAAAGCGGAUGCCGCAUUCGGCAACACAGUCAAGCAUCUCGGAG
Molecule: messenger RNA, 1173 nt
Organism: Protomyces lactucae-debilis
Lineage: Eukaryota; Fungi; Ascomycota; Taphrinomycetes; Taphrinales; Protomycetaceae
Exons: 3
Coding region: 445-1038 (197 amino acids)
Source: RefSeq, a predicted model, not a curated record